This is a messenger RNA of Pichia membranifaciens NRRL Y-2026, 1098 nucleotides long. RefSeq lists its product as hypothetical. Gene Ontology annotation, biological process: nuclear-transcribed mRNA catabolic process, nonsense-mediated decay; regulation of mRNA stability; cytoplasmic stress granule assembly. Gene Ontology annotation, cellular component: cytoplasmic stress granule. Bases 1 to 1098 code for a protein of 365 amino acids. The transcript is spliced from 2 exons. Lineage: Eukaryota; Fungi; Ascomycota; Pichiomycetes; Pichiales; Pichiaceae. Gene Ontology annotation, molecular function: mRNA binding. The record is from RefSeq and is a predicted model, not a curated record.
AUGUCCGCAGAUCAGAUACAACAGCAGGACGCCGCUGCGCAACCGCAGUCCCCGCUACAGGACCAGCAGCAGCAACAACAAGAACGGGCCUCCACGCCGGACGCCCAGCAAGACUCCACCCCGUCGUCGUCCCAGAUCCCUCUGAUUGCAGAAGAGACCCAGAACGUGGCGUCGAUCGCCGACGGCGGCCGUGAGUUGUCCAAAACCGUCCUCUACGUGGGCAACAUCCACAGAAGCGUCGCAGACGAAACCUUGCAGGACCUCUUCUCGUCCCUGGGCAACCCAGUCAAGUCGCUGAAAAUCUUACAGGACAAAAACAGACCAGGAUUCAACUACGCGUUCGUCGAGUACGAAAGCCCAGACUUCGCCGAACACGCUCUCCACAGCUUGGACGGUACCUCCAUUGCGGAUAACCAGCUGAAAAUCACAAAGGCUUUCCAAACGCAACAGGUGAAAAACUCAGACACUUUCAAUCUAUUCAUCGGUGAUCUCUCCCUGGAAGUCAACGACGAGGUUUUGAACUCGUUCUUCCAGAAGUUCCCCUCCCUAGUCCAGGCUAACGUCAUGUGGGACAUGAAAAGUGGUAGAUCCAGAGGUUAUGGUUUCGUUUGCUUUGACGACAAAAAAGACGCCGAAGAAGCAUUACAAACCAUGAACGGCUACAUGUUGGGCGACCGCCCAAUCAGGCUGAACUGGGCCUCCCACAGAGACCGCCAUAUGAUGAACAACCAACCAAACGGCAAUAUGAACAGCAUGAUCAACAGACCUCCUGUGAUGGGACCUCCAUCUUACGAAAUGGUCUUGAGACAAGCCCCAAGUUGGUUGUCCGCCGUUUAUUUGGGUAACUUGGCAGAUUACACCACACAAAAUGACUUGAUUCCUUUACUACAAAAUUUCGGCUAUAUCGUAAACUUCAAAUUGCUUUCUCAUAAAGGUUACGCAUUUGUCACUUAUGAUACCCAUGAAAGAGCUGCAAUGGCAAUCGUUCAACUGUCAGGUUUUACCAUCAACGGCAGACCUUUGAAGUGUGGUUGGGGUAAAUCCAACAAAGUUGUCAGUGAUAUAAGAAACAUAUCUCCAGACGUCAGAAUUCCAUAA